Molecule: messenger RNA, 1347 nt
Organism: Anneissia japonica
Lineage: Eukaryota; Metazoa; Echinodermata; Crinoidea; Comatulida; Comatulidae
Product: choline transporter-like protein 2
Exons: 1
Coding region: 1-1347 (448 amino acids)
Biological process (GO): transmembrane transport
Cellular component (GO): membrane
Molecular function (GO): transmembrane transporter activity
Source: RefSeq, a predicted model, not a curated record
AUGGGAGAACGUCUUAACAUCGAUGCAUCUGACAAUAAACCUAAAGGACAUUAUUACGGUGAACCCAAAAAAUAUGACCCAACUUUCGAUGGACCAACUUCUAACAGGAGUUGUACAGAUAUUAUUUGCUGUUUUGUGUUCGUUUUGUUCAUUGUUGGCCUCGGAUUGAUCAGUGCCAUUGGGUUCCAGAGAGGUAAUAAGGAAAUAUAUAUUUAUCCAACAGAUUACUUAGGUCAAGUAUGUGGGAUGUCAGAAUCUGUAGUAGACAAACCCUAUCUAUUCUUUUUUGACUACCUGGUGUGUUUGAAUGAGGUAAAACCUCCUAAACCAGACUGCACCACAUCGCUGCAAGUAUGCGUUGACGAAUGCCCAAAGGAAAACUAUGCCAUCGAAGCUCGAUACUCCAAAAAAUUAGAUGAUCCGAACGUCGAUGUCAAUUCCAUCGAUUGGAAUGAUUUCAUUUGUAUCUAUGGAUUAAAUGCAAAAGAUGAAGUAAAUAAGUCUGAUGCCACCAUAAAGGACCUUUUGAAUGACAAUAAAUGUGCAAACUUUUACACAAAAAGUGAUGUGUUUACCAGUCGCUGUUAUCCCAAAUUCUUAGUUUCUGACACGUUAUCAGAAAAGAACACCACACCGAAUAAUCGACAAAUAACCGAAGAAGAUCGCGCUGUCGCAUAUGACCUGCUAAACCUUCUUCAAAGCUAUGAACGUUUUAAUAACACAGUCGAGGAAUUCAUAGAAACGUGGCCGUAUAUGGUAGCUGGUAUUACGAUAUCAAUGUUCGCUUGUCUGCUUUACAUUGUUUUACUGCGCAGGAUUGCAGCCAUUAUGGUUUGGAGUAGCCUCGUAUGGUUGUAUGCACUUUUAGGGUACGGAACCUACUUCUGUUGGAAUGAACGGAACUGCAUAAGAAAUCAUGAAUCUGAUUGUACUUCAGAUAGAUCUUCAUUGGAUUAUAACGAACUUGUGAGCUACCUAAAAAUGGAGAGAAUCUGGUAUAUAUCAGCUAUUAUAAUGAGUACAAUAUUACCAAUUCUCACCCUAGUUGUGUUAUUACUAAUCAAGAAUAUUCGCAUUGCAAUUGCUUUAAUCAAAGAAGCAAGUACAGCAGUUUCAUCAGUACAUUUUUCUCUCUUGUGGCCUAUCAUCCCGUUCAUCAUGCAGCUAGCCUUUCUAACAUUUUGGGCAUUUAGCGUAAUCUUCAUAGCAUCCAUUGUGGAACCACCAUACCAGAUAGUUAACUCGGAUUCAACCGACGAGUAUACAGACGGUGCAAGUUGUAAGCCCACUGUAACUCCUCGUCGACGUUUCCGAUUGUUGUUGAUAGCAGAGGUGUGCCAACGUUAA